UUUUCACCUAUCUUCAGAUUUCACGCUUUCUGUGAGCUUACGAGAUGAAAAACAGAGAGCUUACGAGAGAGGAAACAAUGUGCGAUGGGUCUGGGUGAUCUGUGGUCUUCAACCGAGAAUAACGGAGCGGAGGGAGGGAGUGAGGGGCGGUCGUUUACUCACCGGAGCGGCGCAUUCUUGAUGGAAGGAGAUCGGCUGGCAGAUUCUGUGGCUACCAAGAACUCCAACGCCCUGUGGUGGUCGACGUCCGUCUUGGAGGAAGGAGAGCUUACUGUCGGCAUCUUCUCCGGCGAGGUAAGUGUCUCGGUUGGCUGAGUGUGGGUUUUCUCGUUUUGCAGCAUAAGGCUCCGUUGGGUGGUAAUUCGGCGUGAGGGAGGAAUACUGUGGAGGAAAGAGAGGAUAUAUAUAUAUAUAUGAAGGUUUUUGACACUCAAGUAUGAAACGAAAAUGAAAUUGGGUAUCUGGAAAGAGGAUAUCUGAGAGUAAUUGAGACUUUGACAGUGAUGGAUUGGAGGAAAAGGAGGGUUGAAGACGGGGUAUGUGUUUGGGGGGCGAGAAUCUGAGAUUCUGAAGUUGGGGAAAAAACACGGGUUGACCCGCUCCAUAAUAUGCAGGUCGGAUCGGUUCCGCCUAAUUUAUCCAAAAACGCGGGUCGGAUCCAAAUUCUAAACGGGUUCCUCGGGUUGCACCCCUAAAUGACAUCCACACACAUCAUAUACUAUACUUAUUUUAUUUAUAUUUUAUUUUAUUAUUUUAAAACUAAUUUUUUAUAAUAAUUUAAAUUAAAUAGAGGGUAUUUUUUGUAGUAUUAAAUUUUAUGUUUUAUAAAGUGCUUAAUUAUGUUUAUUUAUAUAGAAUGAGUUGUAACACAUUAUAGUUGGAAUAUUUUUCUAAAUAAAAAUGCGUUGUAAAGCAUUAUAGUGUGAUAUUUGUCGGCCCAAUUGAUUCGGACUUGGAUUGGGAAUAAAAUGGGCUGAGAUAAGCCCCCCUUGCCUUCUGUCUCCCCACACGCCAUUCGAUGCAACGGUCACAACAGAUGAUGCCGCACUCAAAUCCUGUCAUCUCCUUUCGGCUGUUGCUCUUCAUCCUUAGCCGCUAAGAGUCUAAAGGCUUCCCUAAAGGGCAAAACCGUCAUUUGAUAAGAAAAGGAUCCCACCUCUGAAAGCAUUCGAAACCCGCACCGUGGUUGGUUUUUCUUUCAGGAAUCCAAUUCCAAUUGAGAGAAAAAUUUUCUUUUGGUUCAGAAAAGAGAGGAAUGGGAUUGCUUUCCAACAGAGUCGACAGGCAGAGCCUGAAACCAGGGGAUCACAUUUACUCGUGGAGAGCUGCUUAUAUUUAUGCCCAUCAUGGUAUCUAUGUUGGGGACGAUACAGUCAUACAUUUUACUAGACGUGGCCAAGAAGUUGGAACUGGGACUGUGCUGGAUGUUCUCUUGAUUAGCUCGGGACCAACCCGAUCUCAUUUGCCUUGCCCAACUUGCACUCCACCAGAUGAAGGGCAUGGAGUCGUCUCCUCAUGCCUGAACUGCUUUCUUGCUGGUGGUGUUUUGUACCGUUUUGAGUAUGCUGUCACCCCUGCUCUCUUUAUUGCAAAAGCACGUGGAGGAACAUGCACUCUUGCAGUCUCAGACCCAGAUGAGAUUGUGGUUCAUCGAGCAAAGUAUCUGCUUGACAAUGGUUUUGGUUGCUAUAAUGUAUUCAAGAACAACUGUGAGGACUUUGCCAUCUACUGCAAAACGGGGCUUCUUGUGGUGGAUGAAGGAAGACUUGGCCAGAGCGGCCAAGCUGCAUCUAUCAUAGGGGGGCCUCUUGCUGCUGUUUUAUCUACACCGCUGCGUCUUUUUAGUACCAAUCUUUAUGGAAUGGCUGCCACAGCUGUUGCUGUCUACUGUGCCAGUAGGUAUGCUGCUGACAUUGGCUUGAGAAGGGAUGUAAUGAAGGUCCCAGUAGAGGAUCUGACGAGGAGGUUGGCAACAGGCUCACUGCAGGUGGUUGAACCCCAAAUUUCAGUUACUCCUUCCCUUGGGUCUCCCCAGCUUCUAACUCAAUAAUUUAUGUCAACUUAAUGAUAUACGUUCGUGAUCUGGUCAAUAAUUUGCUGGGACCGUGGUUUCUAAUUCACAGGUUGUGUGCUGUGCCCCUUGUAUCGUGAAUGUGGCAUUAUACCAUUUUAUUCACUUGUUUUGAAUCCGUCAUCUUUUCUAUCCGUUCCUCUAUUUUCUGUCUACUAAAGCAUUUUGAAGAAUAAAUUGGUGUAUGAACUUAAUCGAGUAUGUUUAUUGAGAUUGAGAUUGCUUACACUGA
Messenger RNA from Carya illinoinensis, 2303 nucleotides. Its product is annotated as protein LEAD-SENSITIVE 1-like. The record is from RefSeq and is a predicted model, not a curated record. The transcript has 3 exons. NCBI's taxonomy places the organism in Eukaryota, Viridiplantae, Streptophyta, Magnoliopsida, Fagales, Juglandaceae. The coding region runs from base 1256 to 2050 and encodes 264 amino acids.